AUACGCGAUUGGGAUGGCCGUACUACAUGGCACAUUGUUGUGUAAAUAUAAUAAUACAAUCUUCGCGCCAUUUUUCUCUGCAUUGGUAUCCUUUGUCUCUAUAUCACAUCAGCCACGAGAUGCUCUCACAACACUCAGGACUAUUCUUCAGAAUAGUCAUUUUGGUUGGCAUCCAUUUCCUAUUUUUUCCACACUCCAUAAGUUGAUAAAUUUAAACCAUGGUGAUUUUACAUCACAUUCUCUUGGUGAUGAUAUCGGCGAUCAUUUCAGUUGAUGCUUCCAUUGUUGGCACAACACCAUCUGUUCAACUCCUUAACGGCUCCAGUGCUAUCCUACCCUGUCAGUACAAUCAUGAUGUAUAUGAGAUUUACUGGGUAUACCACAAUGGCCAUGACGAAUCCGGAGGAGACACUAUUGUCCACUUGGACAUGUACUUUCACAUUGGUAGCCGGUGUGGUAAGGGCUUUGAAGAAGGGCGUUUCAACAUCAGUGAUGACUUUUCUCUUUUGAUCGAGCCUGUCAUGAUGCAAGAUGGUGGUCUAUAUUCCUGUAUUGUUACUGACAUAGCAUCGGGAAGUUCAUAUAAGAAUUACACUGAUGUCACUGUAUACGUUUAUGCCAACACCACAAACACGAAUUUCGUCACCAUCAAGCAAUGCGAAGACUUGACCAAUCUAAACCAAUCCACAGCUUAUGAAGAAACACCAUGCAUCCAUCCUAUCACCGACAACCAGGCCGUUUUCCAACUGAACUGCUCAGUGUAUGGGGCGAUGCCGGAGGUUUCUCUUUACUGGACGACCAACGGAAUCAACGUCGGGACGAACUAUGACCUGACGCCUUCGAUCGAGGAACGAGAAGACGGAACGUUUGACCAGAUGCUGACGAUGACAGGGUCUGUGAAUGAGACUAAGAAUGGUACUGUAUUUACCUGUGUGGCUGAAGGUUUGUCUGUUGGUGGACUUGCGAACAGUUCUGUUAUAUUCUUAAAUACUGGACAUCAAUCUGAAGUCUCAAGUCAUGAGCCUACAGGUUCUACAAACCUACUUGCACUGAAAAUCGCUGUACCGAUUGUGGUAGGAUUUGCAGUGGCCGUUCUUGUGGGAUUUUUCGUCUGGAGAAAUCUGAGACAUAAAAGACAGGAUCAAAGAAUACCCGACUCUGAAGAAGGUGAAUAACUCCACGCCACGAAUGAAGAGGAAUGAAAGCAAUAUACAGGAUAAUUUCACAAGCACAGAAGUUUUGAGAAAAGAGUGUGUAUAUAUUUGACUACGUGUCCUAAUUUCAUACUGAAUUGCUCAAUCUAUUUAUGUAUUCAUAAGCGACCAAGAUAAAUCAAAAUGUUUAUACAAUAAACCAGCUUCAACAAAAUUAGCUUGAAUGCUAACAAUUAUUGUACACAAAAUUGAGAUAAUAAUAUGGAGCAAUGUUUUAUACAUAAAAUUGUUUUCCCGGCUUUAAGAACAGUUUGCACCUAUUGCAACAAUUUUUUUCAAAUUGAUCUUUGACGCCAAAAUGUAAAUACAGCUGCCGCUAAUUUUGUUCGCUUUCAACCCUGCCAGCUUUGCCUGUUGUUGUUUAGUGUUUUUAAGGGGGUAGCAAAAAGGAUGUAAAAAAGCGAUAGCGGGCAGGUGACGAUAUAUUUUUUUUAGGGGGGGAGCAAGAGCAUUUUCUCUACAAUGUUUUCUUGUAAAAAUUCUGGGGGAGCAUUUUUUUAUUUUUAUUCUUAGGAGGCUUGCAAAUGCCCCAGGCAUGACCGUACGCAUAGGAGGGGGGGGGGGGGUCUUGCCUUUAAAAUUCUACAACAUUCACCGGAAUAGUUCAUGACGUCCUGCAGUAUCACUUUUGACAAUCUCAGUCACUUCAUUGCUUUAGAAUUUCUUCACAAAUUUUGAAUGUGUCUUGCCCCAAAUUGUGCGUACCUCCAAGAUUCCAAGGGCCCUUUUUUAUCAGGGGAUGCUGUUUUAAAUUUGACAAGCAAAAAAGGGGAGGUUUUACUACAAAAUGAAGGUUGCUUUGGUCAUGACAAAUUUCAACAAGCACAACGAUAAAAAAAGUUUCGCUACAAAAUGAAGGUGAUUUUGGUCCAGAAUCGAAAAUUACAAAGGAAAAAAAAAAGAUUUUCAAUGUGAUAUUAAGGUGAUUUUUCUUACAUUUCUGCUAUCAAGCAUACCUCCUGGAUUUCCAGGGGCACUACCUAUGGUGAAUAACACUCGAAGCACCAUAUCAGCACCCCCGGCCUUCCCAUGUCCCCCCCCCCUAAGAUACUCCACUGAUACACGUGUUAAUGUACUGAUAAUGCAGGAUAUUUGCAAUCCAUUUCUAUUUGUAUUUGUAUUAAUAAAAGAAUUGCUUUGUUAGUUAAUUCGACUUCGCUCUCUGAUUCUGAUCGUUACAAAGUGGAGGGCUCUUUGUCUGAAUGGCGUCUAUUAUGGGUGAUAUGUUUCACAAAGCGGUUCGCAAGUUUCGCACGGUUUUAGCAACGACUGGCCACUUGACCAUUUCUUCUGCUUCAUUCUGAAAUAUUUUGAUUCCCAUCAGAUAAAGAUCACGUCCCAUCCCGAAAAAACAUGUGAUUGGAAUGAGAAGAGAUAAAUCAUACUAGCAUAACACUAAAAAUGUCAUCCCCAAAUUGAAUGUAGAAUAAGAAAGUUAUAACUUUUCGAAAAUCCCCUUAUUUUCCCCCAAACAAUUAUGCACAACACUGAUUUGUGAAUGAGAGAGUCGAUGACGUCACUUACUAAUUCUUUUGUUUUUUAUUAUAAUGUCAAUGGAAUUUGGAGAUAAUGCAUGUUGAAAGAGUUGAGAAAUAAUUGCCUGUGAAAAUUAAGGGAGAGAUAAGACAAAGAAGGGAAAAUGAGUGAACAGAAAACAGAAAGCGAGGUUAAAGAGAGAGAGAGAGAGAGAGAGAGCAGAGGUGGAGAGCAAGUAAAAUUUUUAAUUGUUAUUGAUUGAUAGCAUUUAUUCCAUUCAUCAUACAAAAAAAAUCAUCAUAUAAGUUACUCUCGCCAUUGGUCAAGGGAGAACCAAAAUAGAGAAUGAAUGAAAGCAAGUUCAGCUAAUAAAAACAAGAGAUCGGGAUAUUGAUAUUAUAUACAUGUAUCUGACAAUUAUUUUGAUACUAUAUUUUUACUGUUGUGUUACUGUUAUGUGAUGAUAAGAUAUAUCUCAUAUAUUCAAUAAUAUAUCAAUACAUAAUCAAUACAUAAUCAAUACUUCUACAGGAAGUAUAACAGGAAACUAUAUGUCUACCAAUUCCAACUUUCUUAAGAAAGUAUUACUCAUCCAUCUUUCAGCUAAACUUCUGACCACACACAUUUUUUUUAUUUUUUUUAUUUAUCAUGUCUAAGUUUUAGAGUUUUUCUCUUAUUAACAUACAAAUGUAUUUAGUAUGUAUCAAGACAUUGAUAAUUUGCUUUUAGAUCAUUAUAUGAUCGUUUACAAGUUUAAAUAUACUUGUUGAAGAACCGUUUUAAAGAUUUAUGACGUAGGAAAACUUUGUCUUAUAUGACUUAUAACUUAUACGAGUAAGGUUUGGAUUAUACAAUAUUCUGUGUUUACACUUCUUUUAUAUGAAGUAAAAUUGGUCUAGAUUUGCAUAGAGUAUAUCCAAUAUCUUGAGCGCCCUCGUUUUAUUCCAAAAUCAUAAAUUUUUAGAUUGUUAUUGAUUGGAUUGAAGAUUAUGGAUCUACCUUCUGACAGAACAGUGAAUUUGAUAUUUUGUGUUUUACGAUUGUUGGAUUGUGUUAUGUAUACCUUGUUUUAUUGAAUGUAUUGGCUUAUAUGAUUGGAUUUAAGAACUCUUUGGUUUUGUCGAGUUUAGAUGUAGUCUUUUGUAUGUAAGAUAGUUUGUACAGUGUAAAUAUGUUAUAUAGUUUUUCAGGAAUAGUGCAUAAUAAGUCUGCACAUUAUUGGAAACAGUUUUCUUUUAUAUUUUUAUCGAUGUAUUUUCAUACUGCAUUGUGUGAGAGUUUGAGAGGAAGAGGAGGUAGAAGGUAAAUUAAAAGGUUUCACAAUAUUAUUAUUUUGUUUUAUAUGAACUUUAAUUGUUAACUCUAUUGGACCAUUAUUUCAAUAUUUUUUUCUAAACAAAUGUGGGAAAGCCACAUUUUCUAACAAAAGGGGAUGUUAUGUGAUGAUAAGAUAUAUCUCACAUAUUCAAUAAUAUAUCAAUACAUAAUCAAUACAUAAUCAAUACUUAAUCAAUGCUUCUACAGGAAGUAUAACAGGAAACUAUAUGUCUACCAAUUCCAACUUUACUCAUCCAUCUUUCAGCUAAACUUCUGACCACACACAUUUUAUGGGUUUGUUAUUCACUACAUUUCAUGUUCUCCCUAUAAGGUCAACUCCCCCAAUUCAGAGUAAAGUUAUGACGCACAGAUUGUUUUGGUCAAGUGUCCAAGGUUGACCAACACCUGUUUAGUUGUAAAGAGUCUGGACCAGACUAAUAUAAAAGGGGUUCACUUCUGAACCCAAAUCAGAAUGCAGAUUGGUUUACAUAUUACUUUAGAGAUUGUUCCAGCAUACAGACAGCUACAGAAGAGUUUAUAUUUUAUACUGCAGAAUUUAUAUUAUCUUCAUCUUCAGAGUAUAGUCACCAUCAGACUCACUCAUGUAUUUGUCAUCAUCAUCAACUUAUAUAUAAUCUUCAAUAAAUGUAUAUAUGAACUGU
This is a messenger RNA of Lytechinus pictus (painted urchin), 4669 nucleotides long. RefSeq lists its product as uncharacterized. Lineage: Eukaryota; Metazoa; Echinodermata; Echinoidea; Temnopleuroida; Toxopneustidae. Gene Ontology annotation, biological process: negative regulation of T cell proliferation; T cell costimulation; immune response. The record is from RefSeq and is a predicted model, not a curated record. Gene Ontology annotation, cellular component: external side of plasma membrane. Bases 219 to 1175 code for a protein of 318 amino acids. The transcript is spliced from 4 exons.